This is a messenger RNA of Gavialis gangeticus (Gharial), 2389 nucleotides long. It is a transcript of the gene GPC4, whose product is annotated as glypican 4. NCBI's taxonomy places the organism in Eukaryota, Metazoa, Chordata, Crocodylia, Gavialidae. Gene Ontology annotation, biological process: regulation of protein localization to membrane; cell migration; regulation of signal transduction. Gene Ontology annotation, cellular component: plasma membrane; extracellular region; cell surface. The annotation marks the transcript as partial. The record is from RefSeq and is a predicted model, not a curated record. The transcript is spliced from 8 exons.
UCUUUCAUUCUUGAUCUUUCAGGUGACCAUUUGAAAGUAUGUUCGCAAGGCUACACCUGCUGCUCUGAAGAAAUGGAAGAGAAGUACAGCCAGCAGAGUAAACAGGACUUCAGAAAUGCGGUUGUGGAGCUCAGCAAUCACUUGCAAGCUAUGUUUAACUCCCGAUACAAAAAGUUUGAUGAGUUCUUCAAAGAACUGCUUGGAAAUGCCGAGAAAUCCUUGAACGACAUGUUCGUGCGAACGUACGGCCGUCUGUACAUGCAGAACUCGGAGCUGUUCCAGGAUCUCUUUCUAGAGCUGAAACGUUACUACGUGGGUGGAAACGUGAACCUGGAAGAGAUGCUCAACGACUUUUGGGCGCGCCUCCUGGAACGCAUGUUCCGGUUAGUGAACCCUCAGUACCAUUUCACGGACGAGUACCUGGAGUGUGUGAGCAAGUACACGGAGCAGUUGAAGCCAUUUGGAGACGUGCCCCGGAAGCUAAAGCUGCAAGUGACACGAGCGUUUGUGGCUGCCCGCACUUUUGCACAAGGCCUGGCCGUGGCCAGAGAUGUCAUUUCCAAAGUGUCCGCGGUGAACCCGACACCCCAGGGUACCCGGGCGCUGCUGAAAAUGAUGUACUGUCCACAUUGCCGAGGCCUCGUCUCCAUAAAACCAUGUUACAAUUACUGUUUUAACGUCAUGAGAGGCUGUUUAGCUAAUCAAGGGGACCUGGACACAGAGUGGAAUAACUUCAUAGAUUCCAUGUUGAUGGUAGCCGAGAGGCUGGAGGGCCCUUUUAACAUCGAGUCAGUCAUGGACCCGAUUGAUGUGAAAAUUUCCGACGCCAUCAUGAACAUGCAGGAGAACAGCAUGCAAGUGUCUCAGAAGGUUUUCCAAGGAUGUGGGCAGCCUAAAACACUGGCCCAAGGCCGGACCUCUCGCUCGGUUUCUGAGAGCGGUUUCAGCGCUCGCUUUAGACCCUACAAUCCAGAGGAGCGGCCAACUACAGCUGCUGGCACGAGUUUAGAUAGGCUGGUCACUGAUGUAAAGGAAAAGCUGAAGCAAGCCAAAAAGUUUUGGUCCUCUCUGCCCGGCAACAUUUGUAACGACGAGAAGAUGGCUGCCGGCAGCGUUAAUGAGGACAAAUGUUGGAACGGGAGUGCCAAGAGCAGGUAUGACUUUGCAGUGACAGGGAAUGGCUUAGCCAACCAGGUGAAUAAUCCCGAGGUAGAAGUUGACAUCACAAAGCCAGAUAUGGUGAUUCGUCGGCAAAUCAUGGCCCUUCGAGUAAUGACUAAUAAAAUGAAGAAUGCUUACAAUGGAAAUGACGUCGACUUCAUUGACAUAAGUGACGAGAGCAGCGGAGAAGAAAGUGGAAGUGGCUGCGAGUUGCAGCAAUGCUCUCUGGAAUUUGAGUUCAAUGUGACUGAAAUUACAGGAAACACCAAGAACGAUAAAACUGCAAACACUUCUGCUGCCACCAAUCUUGGUCUAUCAGCAAUAGCCUUCUUCUUUAGCAUUUUGUGCUUGGCCCUGCAAAGACAAUGGAGAUAACUGUGCAACCUAAGUGGGGGAAAAAAGACUAUUAUCAAAGUUAAAAGGCACCCAUUCUCACUUUUAUACCAUCUAGUGACUCUGCUUUUUAAGUUAAUGGACAACAGUGUACAGUUUUUACUAUGUUGCCACUGAUUUUAAAGUAUUGAUUUUUCUUGUCAUUUGCUAUUCUGGGAACAACAGGGACUUGGACUAUUAGUCUGUCCUGUUCACCAAGAAUCCGUGUGAAAGGUGGCUAACAAAGUGUAUAUACAGACUUGUAGUUAGCUCUGCUUUUGUGUUUUUAUCACUUUUCCUUUUUUUAUUUUAUUUUACCACAUUUCUUAUGAAAAAAAAAGCAAAAAACAAACAAAGGAAAAAAAAAAACACCCCAGAGUCCUAUCUUGGCAUGUGACAAAUGUGUUUCUGAAAUCUGAAAUAUCUGUACAGAAGCAAGUUUUAUUUAUCAUGGUAUCUUAUGGGCUGGGGGGGGAGGGAGUAGGGGGUCAGGGACAAUCGCCCAACAAGCAAAAGAUGUUUCAUGUACUUCCCAUUUAUCCAUGUUAUGUUAGUUGCCUUAUCUGGAGGGAAAUGGAAGCAAUUUGUCUUUAUUAUACAGUAGACCAGAAUGUGAAGGCGUCAUGGGUCUAUCCACCAUAUGCCCCAUUUGCAUGAAGCAUUAAUACCAGGAGCAGGUUAUACUUUCUUUACAGGACAUUUGGUUACGUUAGAAGAGAGCCAGAGGAUAUCGAAGCGAAGAAGCGCGGCCCGUUGUUCCCCCGAGACUCUUGCAAUUCGCUGUAAUCCCCGUAGCUUCACUCCUGUCAUGCCCCCCCAGUAGGUGUAAGGCAUUAAACUCGUAAAGUUGGAAGCA